CCACAACUCUCCGCAUUCCCACUUCUCUCUCAACAAACCGAAAAAAAAACCUCCUCCACCCCACCCGCCACCGCCGCCGUCAGCAUGUCGGAGAAAGACUGCAACCACAGCAACAAGGACCACCGGAGAAAGCUCCUACGGCGGUGCUGCGGCGGGCUCCUAAUCUUCAACUUCAUCGUCCUAAUAAUAAUCCUGCUAGUCUGGUCAAUCCUCCAGCCAAGAAAACCAAGAUUCACACUCCAGGACGCCACCAUCUUCAACCUCAACGUCUCCGCCCCGAACGUAAUCUCCACCACCAUCCAGGUCACCGUCAACUCCCACAACCCGAACUCGAAGAUCGGCAUCUACUACGACAGGAUGAACGUCUACGCCAUCUACCACAGCCAGCAGAUCACCUACUACACCGCCAUCCCGCCUGUCUACCAGGGCACCAAGGAGGACAACGUCUGGUCUCCGUUCAUCUACGGUGAUAACGUCCCCGUCGCGCCGUACAACGGCCAGGCACUCGGUGAGGACCAAUCUGACGGCGCCAUCAACAUGCUCAUCAAAAUUAACGGCCGCGUUAAGUGGAAGUGCGGCUCCUUCAUCUCCGGCAGGUACCAUCUGCAUAUCACGUGCCCGGCUUAUAUUCCACUUGGGAAUAGCAAGAACACAGGUAUUGUCGUCGGAAACGCCGUUAAGUAUAAGCUUUCACAGAGCUGCAGUGUCAGCGUUUGAUUGGUGAACGGAUUAACCAAUCAACGUACGUACCGCAUAAUUAAUUAAAUAGGAUGAUUAAAAUGAUAAUGUUUUACUUUGGGUUUUCUUUUGUUUGUUUUUGUUUUUCCAGGUUUUUAAAUUGGUUAUAAUAUUUUAUGGUUGAUCGGAGCAUAUUGUAUGAGCUGAAGAAUUGUACAUUUUGCUGGAAAAUAAGAUUUGAACUACUAUCUUUGUGUAACACUACUUUUAUGAUGCAAUAAUAAUAAUAAUUGUUUCUUGUUUGGAAACUUUAAAUA
This is a messenger RNA of Erythranthe guttata (spotted monkey flower), 995 nucleotides long. The record is from RefSeq and is a predicted model, not a curated record. Lineage: Eukaryota; Viridiplantae; Streptophyta; Magnoliopsida; Lamiales; Phrymaceae.